Pocillopora meandrina is the source of this 183-nucleotide messenger RNA. The record is from the annotation of a GenBank genome assembly. Lineage: Eukaryota; Metazoa; Cnidaria; Anthozoa; Scleractinia; Pocilloporidae.
UGUAGCCCUACUGCACAAAGAAGCGAGACUAGUGUUGCAACAAAUUCGUCUAGUCUCCAAGUGCAAGCGUAAGUGAAGUGCAGAGCGCUCUUUGAACUUUGGGAGGCCUUCAACAAGAAGGAGAAGUCACUGAGGCAGCUGCUCAAAGGAUAUGCCAAUACAAACAGACCAAUGAUGCACUGA